AACCUCAGGACCUGAUGACGCUGGCUGCGAUGGGUUUGGGCUCUUCUAACGCUGCUGCAGCUCCUAAGGAUAUUACUCAGCUUCUGGGAGGAAUGAACCCCAUGAGUAUAUUUGCCGGCUCUAUGGGUUUGGGCGGCGGGGGCCAGAGAGCAGCUGCAGCAGGUGCUGCAGGAGGAGCACGGGCGGCGCCACCAGUAGAACCAGAGGUAGUGGCUGAGCAGCAAGAACAAAUGAUGAUGAGAGCAAUGAUGGCCAGCGCAAUGAAAU
This is a messenger RNA of Candidula unifasciata, 267 nucleotides long. The record is from the annotation of a GenBank genome assembly. Lineage: Eukaryota; Metazoa; Mollusca; Gastropoda; Stylommatophora; Geomitridae.